AUGAAAAACAGCUGUACACGCAACACCAUUAGUGACUACAUCCUCUGUGGUCUUGGUGACAUGAUGAUGAAAAAGCAGAUGAGGUUUGAAUAUGGAUAUUUGGAGCUGCAGCAGCUGUUUUGUAAUGAAGAGAAUGAAAUCUUGGAGAGGUGUCAUUUCUGUUCAGGCUCUAUUUACUCCAGCCACGGCAUGAUGUUUGUUCGCAAAGACUGCAAGGUGUUCAGAUUCUGUAAAUCCAAGUGUCAUAAAAACUUUAAAAAGAAGCAGAAUCCUCGCAAGUUCAGGUGGACUAAAGCAUUCCGUAAAGCAGCUGGUAAAGAGCUUACAGUGGAUAAUUUAUUUGAAUUUGAAAAACGUAGAAAUGAACCUGUCAAAUACCAGCGAGAGCUGUGGAAUAAAACUACUGUUGCAAUGAAGAGAGUUGAAAAGAUGAAACAGAAGCGCCAAGCUAAAUUUAUAAUGAACGGAUUAAAGAAAAAUAAAGAAUUAGAGAAAGUUCAGGAUAUCAAAGAAGUCAAGCAAAACACUCAUCUUAUCCAGGACCCUCCUGCAGGCAAAGAAAAGCACCUGGAAGAAAAAAUGGUGCAGAAAUUACAACAGGAUGUGGACAUGGAAGAUGUUUUUUUUAAAAAUCUCACUAACUCCUUCUAUAAGCACUUUUGA
Molecule: messenger RNA, 663 nt
Organism: Lontra canadensis (Northern American river otter)
Lineage: Eukaryota; Metazoa; Chordata; Mammalia; Carnivora; Mustelidae
Product: probable ribosome biogenesis protein RLP24
Exons: 3
Coding region: 1-663 (220 amino acids)
Biological process (GO): ribosomal large subunit biogenesis
Cellular component (GO): nucleolus
Source: RefSeq, a predicted model, not a curated record